This is a messenger RNA of Neoarthrinium moseri, 318 nucleotides long. RefSeq lists its product as uncharacterized. The record is from RefSeq and is a predicted model, not a curated record. The coding region runs from base 1 to 318 and encodes 105 amino acids. NCBI's taxonomy places the organism in Eukaryota, Fungi, Ascomycota, Sordariomycetes, Amphisphaeriales, Apiosporaceae. The transcript has a single exon.
AUGCGGGAUCCCACAGCGGGUGAGACAGGUGAGAUGAGACACGAGCCAGACAAAACCUUGGGAGCCACUGGACCAGGAUUUGGAGGGUGGCCGUCUUCAAGGGCGCUGCCCAUCAAGCCUGGUCCCCACCCAGCAUCGCAGCCUGUCGAUGCGGCUCCGUCGCCGCCCGCGCCCAUCAACAUCAACGAUGACUUGAUUGUCAGCAGUCGAUGGAAGAGCAAGGGCUGUGCUGUGUUGGCUCAGACUUGGACUUCUGAGAUGCAUUGGUCAGAUGGCCGUGCUCAAGAAGGACAGCCACCCUGGAUUGAUUCCCGCUAG